UAAAACUUGCUGCGCGGUCCACACGAUAGGAAGAAAAAUGGCUUCCGACAGCAACCGGAAGGCUCCCUGCGGCAAGCCUCAGUUCCUCAAGGUGCUCUUCACGGACUUCAUGGAGAAGAUGCCGAUCCCGGCCAAGUUCAUGCGGCGGCACCUGGCAGCGGAGCCCGGGCUCCGGCGGGCCACCCUGAUGAGCCCGUUGGGCAAGUUCUGGCACGUCGACGUGGUCCGAGACGGCCACGGCGGCGACAGCGACGUCUACUUCGCAGGCGGCUGGGCCGAGUUCGUGAGGGCCAACAGGCUGGAGGAGGAGAACUUCCUGGUGUUCAAGUACGAAGGGAACAUGGUGUUCACCGUGAAGGUGUUCGAGACGUCCGGGUGCAUCAAGAACUACGACGACCUCGUCGUCGCCGGCGCAUUGUUAGAGCAGGCAGCACCGAGGAAGCGGUCCAGCACUGGCUGUGGAUCGCAGCCUACCUCCAAGGGCCAUGGUGGUUCACAUGCUCAGAAAACCAGGAAGGUCAGUGACAGGAGCCUUACCGGUGAUGGUGCCAUACAGGCAAAGAAGCAGUACAAACCUCGCAGGAUUCUGAUGGAAGACAAUGAUGGCGAGCAAGAUGCCACCACAGAGAAGUACGCCCAAGCGGACACCCACUCCGGCAUCGCAACGGAGGCCAAGGAGUCUGACUACACCGGCACCCUCCCUUUCUACGCCAAGACGGCGACUCCUUGCAACAUUCGCUACAGCUACAUGGCAAGUUCUUUAGCUUGUUCAAAAUCAAAUAUAUACUCUCUAGUUCAGAUAGACAUGCACUGUGAACUUAUAAAGUUCUGCGUCAUGAACGGCAUCGCGACGAACCGGCUGAUGAUACUCAAGGACUCGGGCGGGAGGUCGUGGCCCGUGAAGCUGACGCUGACGAGCGACCAGGCGCGCAUGAAGGCCGGGUGGGGCCACUUCUCCGGCCACCAUGGGAUCAAGGUCGGGGACCUCUGUGUCUUCCACCUCGUCGACGAGCACACCUUCAACGUCAGCAUAAGGCGGGCCGAGUAAUAAUGAAGUGUUUUGGCUACUGGUGCUCUGUGUGGGAUGUGCCUUUUUUCCAUACUGUCUUGGAUUUGUCCCU
This is a messenger RNA of Triticum aestivum (bread wheat), 1121 nucleotides long. Its product is annotated as putative B3 domain-containing protein Os04g0346900. The coding region runs from base 38 to 1048 and encodes 336 amino acids. The transcript has 3 exons. Gene Ontology annotation, molecular function: DNA binding. Lineage: Eukaryota; Viridiplantae; Streptophyta; Magnoliopsida; Poales; Poaceae. The record is from RefSeq and is a predicted model, not a curated record.